Molecule: messenger RNA, 2950 nt
Organism: Exophiala mesophila
Lineage: Eukaryota; Fungi; Ascomycota; Eurotiomycetes; Chaetothyriales; Herpotrichiellaceae
Exons: 1
Coding region: 281-2728 (815 amino acids)
Biological process (GO): transmembrane transport
Cellular component (GO): membrane
Molecular function (GO): ATP hydrolysis activity; ATP binding; ABC-type oligopeptide transporter activity
Source: RefSeq, a predicted model, not a curated record
GACUCGCCCGCGCUUCUGCAUCUUCACUACUACUACUUAGUUACUGAAUCAACUUUGUUCUAUGGCCAAUUUGUCAAUCACUUCUUAGCAUCUACACCUCACCACCUCUAUACUCUUCCAUUCUACCUCCUCACGCUCGGUCAACGGUUGACAGUCCGGAUAGCUGUGUUAAUCCUUGGUUGUAUCUCUUACGCUGCCACCACCAUGGCCUGCCACACACGUUCGCUCUCUGCCCUCUAAACCAGUCACAUCAAACUCCUUCCUUUCUCCGCCCUCGGCCAUGGUCUCGACUUGCAGCCCAAUGCUGCUCGCCUUCAGACCCUUUCAGCAUGGCUCCCGCUUGACCAACUUGGACCAGAAUAUCCUUCUCUCUCUGUACAAUUCUGCCCCGAGGCAUUCCCGGUUAUUACCUCGCGCAUUCAAACCCAUUCCACAUGUACCAGCUACUUUCCAACGUUCACUCGUCACCCUCUCUGCAAGACCCAGGUCUACUCCUUCCAUCGCAUUACCGUGGAGUCCCACCACAACCUCUUCACGCCUGUCGCAACAACCACACCCUCGCUUCUUCUCUAUUUCUCGGUCCUUCCGUGAGACUCCCACCCCUGUUAUCCGAGAGCAGAAGCGAGCCAAGCGGGAUGAUGACGCCGAUCCUGAGGAGGAGGAGGUCGCAUUUCAAAAGAGUGAAAAGGCUGCUCAGGCCUCUCAUGUCAACCUUAGCGCUCGACUAUCGAAAGAGGGUGCCGGAGGAAAGUCUUCAGGCUUUGGUGAGAUAUGGCGCUUGAUCAGGAUUGCCCGCCCAGAAGCUGGAGUUCUUGUUUGGGCCUUUGUCUUCCUGCUCAUUUCCUCCUCCAUCACUAUGUCCAUUCCUUUUUCAAUUGGCAAGAUCAUGGAUAUUGCAACAAAAGGCGGAGCCAAGACCGACGGCCCUGAGUCUGAAGAGUCCUCUGACGUGCUCUUCGGCCUGAGCGUCACCACCUUCUAUACCGCCCUCCUGGCCAUCUUAGCCACCGGUGCUGCAGCAAACUAUGGGCGCAUCAUUAUCCUGCGUAUUGUCGGCGAAAGAAUUGUUGCUCGGCUCCGCGCCCGACUUUUCCGCCAGACCUACGUCCAAAAUGCCGAAUUUUUCGAUGCUAAUCGGGUCGGCGAUCUCAUAUCUCGACUAAGUUCCGACACCAUAAUUGUGGGCAAGUCCAUCACACAGAAUCUCUCAGAUGGUCUCCGGUCCUUUGUCAGCGGUGCGGCUGGCUUUGGCCUGAUGGCUUGGGUUUCUCUGAAGUUGACUGGCAUCUUGACCCUGUUAUUCCCACCAGUAGCAAUCGCCGCCUUCUUCUACGGUCGCGCUAUUCGCAAUCUCAGCCGGAAGAUCCAGAAGAACCUCGGCACCCUAACAAAAAUCGCCGAGGAGAGAUUGGGCAAUGUGCGGACCUCGCAGGCUUUUGCGGGUGAAAUUCUAGAAGUCCAUCGCUACAACACCCAGGUCCGCAAAAUCUUCGAUCUUGGCAAGAAGGAGUCGCUGAUCAGCGCUACCUUUUUCUCUACAACGGGCUUCAUGGGCAACGUGACGAUCCUGACACUCCUCUAUGUCGGAGGCGGGAUGGUUUCUAGCGGCACCAUCAGUAUUGGGGAACUGACUUCCUUCCUCAUGUACACGGCCUAUGCCGGUUCAUCCCUGUUUGGCCUGUCAUCAUUCUACUCGGAAUUGAUGAAAGGUGUGGGAGCUGCGUCGAGGUUGUUCGAGUUACAAGACCGCGAGCCCACAAUAUCACCCACCCGAGGCGACCGAGUCGUCUCGGCACGUGGCCCCAUCCAAUUCAAGAACCUCACCUUCAGCUACCCAACUCGGCCAGCCGUCACAAUCUUCCGAGAUCUCAACUUUGAAAUCCCCCAAGGUACCAAUGUCGCCAUUGUCGGUCCGUCUGGGGGAGGUAAGAGCACCAUUGCAUCCUUGAUCCUGCGGUUCUACGUCCCCAACGAGGGCCAGAUCUUGAUCAAUGGCAAAGACAUUGCAGAAAUGAACAUCAAGUCGUUAAGACGCAAGAUUGGAAUUGUUUCUCAAGAACCCGUGCUCUUCUCCGGCACCAUUGCGGAAAAUAUUGCCUACGGUCGACCACACGCGACGAGGGCGGAAAUCUUACGAGCAGCCAGGAGGGCCAACUGUCAAUUCAUAAGUGACUUCCCAGAUGGACUGGACACGUUCGUCGGGGCUCGAGGAGCCCAAUUGUCUGGUGGUCAAAAACAGCGAAUCGCAAUUGCUCGAGCACUGGUCAAGGAUCCGGAUAUUUUGAUCCUGGAUGAAGCUACGUCGGCUUUGGACGCUGAAUCCGAGACCUUGGUGAAUGAAGCGUUGGCCGCUUUAUUGAGAGGGAACAACACCACCAUCUCGAUCGCACAUCGACUGUCGACCAUUAAACGAUCAGAUACCAUCAUCUGUCUGGGCAGUGACGGCCAGGUGGCCGAGAUGGGUUCGUACAAGGAACUGAGCAGUCGACCUGACGGCGCCUUUACGAAGUUGAUGGAAUGGCAAAUGAGUGGAGGCGAGGCUGAGCGGUCCAAGCUCAACAAGCUGGCCAUCGACGCAGAUAGAGCAGGCCCUCCGAGCGAGAAGGACGCUAUCGAAGCCGAUCUGGAGGAAGACGAUGGAGACCAGGAGGAGGACGAGGAGGAGAGGCUCAAAUCCAGCAAGGCAGAGGAAAUCGUUUCUGGGGCAGCGGAAUCGAAAAAGCCAUGAUCAAGGCGACCAUUUGUGGGACGUCAAGUCUGGAAAAGGAGACACAAUCCAUAUAAGCCACUUGAAUGCCGUUCAAGGCGAGUGAGGUGUUUUGGUGACGGCAAGGCUUUGAUAUCACGUGACCUACAUUGUUACCACUAGCAUGCUACAAUAUGACUAGAUUCCCUUCUCUUUCUGGGCUAACCAUUCGAUACUGCAUACUACCUAUCUAAUUGUUUCGAC